Molecule: messenger RNA, 951 nt
Organism: Postia placenta MAD-698-R-SB12
Lineage: Eukaryota; Fungi; Basidiomycota; Agaricomycetes; Polyporales; Adustoporiaceae
Exons: 4
Coding region: 1-951 (316 amino acids)
Source: RefSeq, a predicted model, not a curated record
AUGUCUGUCAACAUAAAGUAUGUGACUUCCCCUGAUGGUACUGCGAUAUGUGCAGAAGAAACUGGGGAUCGGUCUGCGCCCGCUGUCGUCUUCAUACAUGGCCUGGCUUGUACCGCUGCAGGGUUCGACAAUCAGUUCAAUGACCCCCAGCUCUCCAGUAACCUACACCUUGUGAGGUAUGAGAUGCGAGGCCAUGGACGCAGUGACAAACCCGAAGAUAUGAAGUCCUAUUCAGCCAUUCGUCAUGCCGAGGAUUUCCGCACUGUCUGUGAAGCAUUCCGAUUGGACAGGCCAUUUGUGUUAGGAUGGAGUCUGGGCGGGUGCAUUCCGGUCGACAUUGUUCACUACUUCGGUCCCAAAUCGAUUUCUGGAGUCAUUUAUAUCGGAGGAGCACUCCUGUCGCUAAACCUCAGCGCACAGUGCCGGCACCCGCUCUUCAAGCCCUUGGUACCUUUAAUCUGCUCCUCAGACGCACAAGUUGCUGCCAAGAGCGCUGUACCCUUCGUCGACUCGUGCGUUGCAGAUCCAGCCGCUCUCUCAUAUAGCACCAAGCUGUCCUUGGUCGGCGGCUUCGGACUCCAGCCGCCGAUCAUUCGAUAUUUCUCCUUGAACCGCGAGCAGGACGACUCACGCUGGCGGGAACAAGCCAGGCAUAUUCCGGUUGUUAUCAUCCAGGGGACUGAGGACACGCACUGCAUGUACGAGGUCAUGAUUGGACUGGCCAAGUCCAUAUACGAUCAGGUGGAGGUGCAUUUAAUGCACGGUGUGGGUCACUCACCGCAUAUCGAGCGGCCGCAGGAUGCCAACCGUCAUAUCCUUGCCUUUGUGAGGAGCAUUUCUCAGCCGCGGUACUUCCGAGUAGACGUCUUCAAGCAAGCUGCAAGCCCAAGAACUACUCCUGACUUCCGACAGCAGCACGAAGAUAUGGGCGGAGGCGGACCUUUAGAUUGA